This is a messenger RNA of Lacerta agilis (Sand lizard), 1605 nucleotides long. It is a transcript of the gene WNT8A, whose product is annotated as Wnt family member 8A. Gene Ontology annotation, molecular function: cytokine activity; frizzled binding. Gene Ontology annotation, biological process: canonical Wnt signaling pathway; multicellular organism development; neuron differentiation. Gene Ontology annotation, cellular component: extracellular region. Lineage: Eukaryota; Metazoa; Chordata; Lepidosauria; Squamata; Lacertidae. The record is from RefSeq and is a predicted model, not a curated record. The transcript has 6 exons. Bases 488 to 1570 code for a protein of 360 amino acids.
GAUUUUUGGGGAAUGGCAGAAGAGAUGGUGGUGAGAGACCUUGGCUAAGGAAGGGGAGGUGUUUGUUUGUUUUAAAAGAGAAAGCAAGUGCACCUCAGCUAAAGUCAAAAGCUCCCUUAAUUGAAUUAAAAGUUCUCUAUUGUUAGGCAAGUUUGCCCUUCAUCAGAAUCACUACAGAGAUUCAGAUGGCAAUUGCCUCCCGGCCUUUUGAAGUGCACCAUCAGGCGGUUCCUUUUGCUAUCUUUUCAACCAUUGGAUCAGAAGCUCUUUUAUCAUUGGGCAGCAAAUAGACGCCCUUCAGGAGCUCAUCUUAUAAAUAACUUGGGAUUUUGGUUGCUGUAACUUUCUUUAUUCUGGAUUAUCUCUCAUUUGGCAUAGAAAAAAAGGAUUUUAGCUGUGUGUCCUCCUCCCCGCUCUAAUCUAGCAAAAGCCUAUGUUGUCUGGGGGGGAAAGCUUUUUGGAUCUGCUCGUGGAAUAGAGAGUCACCAUGAAGAGGGGCACCUUUGCCAUCCUUACUGUUAUUGGAAUUUACGGAGAGAUCUUCAGGAUAUCAGCAUGGUCCGUGAACAACUUUUUGAUGUCAGGAACCCAGGCAUAUUUGACAUAUUCGUCCAGUGUCGCUGCUGGUGCCCUACGUGGAAUUGAAGAGUGUAAGCACCAGUUUGCCUGGGAGCGCUGGAAUUGUCCCGAGAGCACCCUGCAACUCUCCACUCACAAUAAGCUGAGAAGUGCUACCAGGGAGACGUCUUUUGUUCAUGCCAUUAGCUCAGCUGGCGUAAUGUACACUCUUACCAGGAACUGCAGCAUGGGAGAAUUUGAAAACUGUGGCUGCGAUAACUCAAGAAAGGGACAUGCAGGUGGAAAAGGAUGGGUUUGGGGAGGCUGCAGUGACAAUGUAGAAUUUGGUGAAAGAAUCUCCAAAAAAUUUGUGGAUGCUUUGGAGACAGCGCAUGAUACCAGAGCUUCAAUGAAUUUGCACAAUAAUGAGGCAGGGAGACUGGCUGUAAAAGCAACCAUGAAGAAGGUUUGCAAAUGUCACGGGGUCUCAGGGAGCUGCAGCAUCCAAACCUGUUGGCUCCAGCUUUCAGAUUUCCGAGAGACUGGAAAUUACCUGAAGAUCAAAUACCGCCAGGCUCAGAAGCUGGAGACAGACAAGAAGAGAAUGAGAGCGGCAAACAGUGCAGACAGUCGUGGAGUCACACUCGAGACCUUCAGCACCCUGCUAGCUGGUGAACUUGUCUACUUGGAAGACUCUUCUGACUACUGCGUCAAAAACAUGACCUUGGGCCUCCGCGGCACUGAAGGACGAGAGUGCUUGCAAGGCGGUACAAACCUGUCCCAGUGGGAGAAGCGGAGCUGUAAAAGGCUCUGUGCAGAGUGUGGGCUGAAAACUGAGGCUAGGCAGACAGAAACAGUCACCAACUGCAACUGCAAGUUCAUCUGGUGUUGCACCGUGAAAUGUGAACAGUGCAAAGAAGUAGUCACCAAACAUUACUGCUCUAGACGAGACAGCUCUUCCUCCAAUAACACUCGGAGGCGAAACAAAGGACGCAAAUCAGGAGCUGUCUAAUUACUACCUAUGACUGCCUUCCAGCGAACUGUUGA